Messenger RNA from Ctenocephalides felis (cat flea), 1306 nucleotides. RefSeq names its product zinc finger protein 345-like. Lineage: Eukaryota; Metazoa; Arthropoda; Insecta; Siphonaptera; Pulicidae. The transcript is spliced from 2 exons. The record is from RefSeq and is a predicted model, not a curated record. The coding region runs from base 95 to 1306 and encodes 403 amino acids. Gene Ontology annotation, cellular component: nucleus. Gene Ontology annotation, molecular function: DNA-binding transcription factor activity, RNA polymerase II-specific; RNA polymerase II cis-regulatory region sequence-specific DNA binding. Gene Ontology annotation, biological process: regulation of transcription by RNA polymerase II.
GAAAUGUCAAAGUGUUUUAUGGAAUUAAGGUUGAAUGAGAAAUUUAACAUAAUAGUAUGAAGACUUCUCUACUGUAACCAAACUAGCCUCAAAAAUGUCUGAAGAAACAGAUUCUAACAAAACAAUUAAAACCGAACCGAUCGAUGAUUAUCCUCAAGUGAAACAGGAAUUUGAUAAUUAUGACAAUACAUCAGAUUUAUAUAUGGAUGAUGAUAUAUGUCUGCAGCAAUUUCUUAAAUCUGAGGUUACAAUUGACGAGGAAAUAAAACAAGAGACGAUUGAUGACCAAGAUGAAAGUUCUUAUAUAUGUAACGAAGAAAUCAAUACAUCAAGUAAUUUAGUGGAUAGCAUCAAUAAAUCAUUUGAAAAAGUUUCAGGCAAAAGGGAAACAACUAAAAACUUGCAAUCAUAUAAAUGUAAAUCAUGCAGUAAAAUAUUCACAACAAAAAAUAGCUUGAAGAGACAUGAAGCGAUUCACUCUGGGGAACGGCCUCAUGAGUGCAAAAUAUGCAAUAAAAGAUUUUUACAGUCAUAUAGAUUAAGAGAGCAUUUAUCAGUGCAUACUGAAGAAUGCCCGUAUAUCUGUGAAAUAUGCAAUAAAACAUUCACAGCAAAAAAUAGCUUAAUCCGACAUGAAAUGAUCCACACUGGAGAACGGCCUCAUGAGUGCAAAAUAUGCAAUAAAAGAUUUGCACUGAUAAGUAAUUUAAGAAAGCAUUCAUCGGUGCAUACUGAAGAACGUGCUUAUGAUUGUGAAAUAUGCAAUAAAAAAUUCAAAACAAAACAUACAUUAACUCAACAUAAAAUAGUACAUACUGGAGAACGGCCUUAUGAGUGUAAUAUAUGCAAUCAAAGAUUUUCACAGUCAAGUACUUUAAGAAACCAUUUAACAGUGCAUUCUGGUGAACGUCCUUACUCAUGUGAUAUAUGUAAUAAAACGUUCAGAAUGAAAAGCUUGUUAAAAAGACAUGAAGAGGUUCAUUCUGGAGAACGCUCUUAUGAGUGCAAAAUAUGCAAUAAAAGAUUUGCACUGAUAAGUAAUUUAAGAAAGCAUUCAUUAGUGCAUACUGGUGAACGGCCUCAUGAGUGCAACAUAUGCAAUAAGAGAUUUUCAGAUUUAGGUAAUUUAAGGCAGCAUUUAUCAGUGCAUACUGAAGAAAGACCUUAUGAAUGUGAGACGUGCAAUAAAACAUUCAAAACAAAACCUAUAUUAAUGCAACAUGAAAGAAGAAAACAUACUAGAGAACAAACUGUAAUAAAAAAGUCAACAAAACUGUUGAAUCAGUCAAGAAACUGCCUGACCUAA